AUGGCGCGGAGCUGGGUGCCAGUGUCGGCGGUCGCGGCGGCACUUUGGGGUCUGAUCCUGGCUGCGGUUGGCGGCAGUGGCGCCCCGGACCAUCCAGUCACGAGCAGGGCGUCCCCCAUGCCAGCUUCGACGACCCCCAAUGCGGGGUACGAGGCGCCGGACUACACGGUGAUAGACACUGUCAGGGGGGACGUCGAAAUAAGGCGAUACCAGGAAGGGCAGUGGGUGAAGUUCCCCGUCCCGGGAGACGACUUCACGUUCAUGGCGGAGUACGGAAACGAGAGACUCAAACAAUUUUUUGAGGGCGAGAACUACGAGCACAAGGAGGUAAAGAAGUCGACGCCCCUGAGCGUCACUUUCAACCUCUGGGACCUCAAUGCCCAACGGUUUGCGCAGUACUGGGUGCCUGCGGAGGAAGAG
Ostreobium quekettii is the source of this 420-nucleotide messenger RNA. Lineage: Eukaryota; Viridiplantae; Chlorophyta; Ulvophyceae; Bryopsidales; Ostreobiaceae. The record is from the annotation of a GenBank genome assembly.